CAAGUACAUAUAUAAGGGCUCUGUGUUUACAACAAAGUUAGCUUGUUGGAAGUCUUUGUUUUCGCCGCUGACAAACACAAAAAUGUCUCCGCUGUGUUACAGUCUAUCUAAUCUUUCAUAACCAUCCGAGGCAAGAAAAGACCGCGCCAAACUUUUUCAGGACACGAGAUUUGUUUUUGUCAAUACUUCUCUCUCUCUUUCUCUCUUACCCUCUUUCUCUCUCUAUCUUUCUUUCUUUACUUGUAAUAGAAGAAGACGUCUCGCCUGGCAUCUUUUGCAAAAAGGUCAUCCUAUACAGAGAGUUUCUAUUGAAGGUGUCAGCCAUGGUGUUGAUUCUGGGCAGAAGGUUAAAUAGGGAGGACUCUGGGAUCAGAGACUCACCAGCUGUCAAACGCAAGGUGUUUGAGGUUGAAUCCAAAACCUCAGGCAACCAGGAUGUCUUGGACUUCUUCUCUGGCUCAUCACAUUCAGAGGGCAUCCUGCAGGUGUUCAAUGAGUUUCGUGAUUGCCGCCUUUUCACUGAUGUGGUCAUCAGCGUGCAGGGCCGCGAGUUCCCCUGCCACCGUGCUGUUCUCUCUGCAUGCUCUUCCUACUUCAGAGCCAUGUUCUGCAACGAUCAUCGUGAGAGCCAUGAGAUGUUGGUUGAGAUCAAUGGCAUUCUGGCCGAGGCCAUGGACUCCUUUCUCACCUAUGUUUACACGGGCCGUGCAAAGAUCACUACUGAGAAUGUCCAGUUCCUCUUUGAAACCUCCAGUCUCUUCCAGAUCAACACACUGCGUGAUGCUUGUGCAAAGUUCCUGGAGGAUCAGCUGGACCCAUGCAACUGCCUGGGCAUCCAGCGUUUCGCAGAUGCACAUUCUUUGGAGCAGCUAGCCAGCCGCUGCCGCAGUUAUGCCUUGGCCAACUUCUCAGAGGUGGCGCAGCACGAAGAGUUCCUUGACCUCCGCAAAGAAGAGCUGAUGGGCUACAUUAACAGUGAUGAGCUGAGUGUUCUCAAAGAGGAGAUGGUGUUUGAGGCAGUCUUGCGGUGGGUGUACCACAGUGUGGAGAACAGGAAGCCCAUGCUGAAGGCUCUGCUUCACCACGUUCGCUUGCCCCUGCUCCAUCCCAACUACUUUGUCCAGACAGUAGAGGGAGAUCAGCUCAUCCAGAAUGCUCCAGAGUGCUACCAGCUUCUCCACGAGGCCAGGCGUUAUCACGUGCUAGGAAAUGAAAUGAUGUCACCCAGAACUCGUCCUCGCAGGUCAACUGGCUACUCAGAAGUGAUUGUGGUGGUUGGUGGCUGUGAGCGAGUUGGAGGCUUCAAUCUGCCCUAUACUGAAUGCUAUGAUCCAGUCACAGGAGAGUGGAAAUCAUUGGCUAAACUUCCUGAGUUCACUAAAUCAGAAUAUGCUGUCUGUGCUUUGCGCAAUGACAUCCUGGUGUCAGGCGGUCGCAUCAACAGCAGGGAUGUGUGGAUGUACAACUCUCAGCUCAACCUGUGGAUCAGAGUGGCUUCACUUAACAAAGGUCGUUGGAGACACAAGAUGGGUGUGCUGCUGGGAAAGGUUUAUGCGGUGGGUGGCUAUGAUGGCCAGAGCCGUCUGAGCAGUGUGGAGUGUUAUGAUUCCUUCUCCAACCGCUGGACAGAAGUGGCUCCUAUGAAAGAGGCAGUCAGCUCUCCAGCUGUGGCCAGCUGUGCUGGCAAGCUCUUUGUUAUUGGAGGAGGGCCAGACGAUGAGACUUGUUCAGACAAGGUUCAGUGCUAUGAUCCAGAUUCAGAUACUUGGUUGCUACGAGCCAACAUCCCCAUCGCUAAGCGCUGUAUCACAGCCGUGUCCCUAAACAACCUGAUCUAUGUGUGCGGUGGACUCACCAAGUCCAUCUUCUGCUACGACCCUGCAGAAGACUAUUGGAUGCAUGUAGUUCACACCUUUGCCAAACAGGAGAGCUGUGGCAUGUCAGUGUGUAACGGUAAGAUCUUCAUCCUUGGUGGCCGAGGGGAAAACGGUGACGCUACAGACUCAGUCCUGUGUUAUGACCCGGCAACAGGCAUCAUCACUGGAGGUGCAAACAUGCCGCGACCCAUCUCCUACCAUGGCUGUGUAACCAUCCACCGCUACAAUGACAAGUACUACAAGCUAUGAUUGCAAACACACAUGGAUGCAAACUUUCUGUGAGGACACACUUAGGAACUUAAACUGUUUAAGCACAUAAGUGCAUCCCAUGCCCAGCCAUAUACUUUAUUUUUCUUUCUAUUUUUCUUAACGACAGACAUAGUACCAGUGAGCUAAUUUAUUUCUUUCCAUCAUGUAGUAUUACUCAUUGUGGCGCUGCCAAUCUUUUUUUUUUUUUUUUCCUUUCAUUUUUUUCUCUCGGUAGUCACUGCUAGAAUGUGGAAAUAUUCAAUAGCUGAUAAUAAAGAAACAUGAGCUACACUGAAAGCAGAUCAGCAUGAUUGAUGUGCCUUGUUAAGUAAGUAAUCCAUUUUAUGGCAGCAAAUAUUUGUGGAAACACAGUUAGUUGUUGAUUGGCACUUUAUUGAAUAUGUUGAGUAUGAAUAAAUUACAGCUUUAGCUUAGACACUGAUAUUUAACCUUUGGGACACUUGCUUGGUAAUAUUCACUGAGUUUUCUCAUUACAGUUUUUUACUUUUUUUAUUAUUAUUUUGGUCAAGUCAUCACUUAACUUCCCAACACUGUGCUUUUAUUACAAAAACAAUGUCACGCUGAGAUCCAGGUUGAAAAUAAAAUGAAGCGAUCACAGACCAUGGUGACGAGCAAAUACACCAUGCAAUAUUCAAAAUGUCCUUACGGAGCCAAGAGUGACCCGUCUAGAGAUGACUCACAUCGAUCUCUUCUUGUCAGACUGCUCAGCCAUCAGGCCAAAAUUCCAACCAUGUGUAUCGUGCACCAAACAAAUAUGUUUUUACAGCAGAGUGCAGCCCAGCAAGUAUUAUCCUUGUAAUGUCGCAGAAUUUUUUUUAUAAAUUGCUCAUUGAUGUUUAAUAGAAAUGUGGUUAACAGUCAGCCAGCUGCUUUCCCACAUUCAACUGUCAUGUUUUGUGAUUCGUUUUCAUCCCUCAACCUGAUGCAAAUUUAAACGAACAGAUAAAGAGAAGAGGCUGUAUGAAAUAUUGGAAUGUAGCCAUUGUUAGCUCUGGUCUAUUGUUUCUGUUUGUCUCACAAAUUCCACUUCCCAUGUGUGUUUCCUCUUCCAAGCUCCACCUGUGUCAUCACCUCAUUUUUUUUUUUAUCUAAGUUGCUCUUUUCUCCAGUAUAACUAUUAUUACUCAUUUAAAAUUUUUUAAAAUAUGUUUAAGUUAUACUUGUUUGUCCUUUUUUUAAAAAUUAGAAUUAGAUGUUUAUUGUAUUAUGCUUAGCUUAAGUGUGUCAGUUUAAUAUAAAUGUCAGUGCAUUGGUGUACUGGGCUUGUGGGUGAUUUGUACAUGUGAGAAGCCUUUGUAGAUGAAACUCGAAGACUGUUCUGAAUAAGUAGUGUGCAUGUUUGCUAUAUAUAUGUAUGCAUGUUUGUAUAUGACUUUUAUGACUUAGUCUGAAUCUGUGGGAGCCAAGCAGAUUUAUCAUGAAGCUGCAGUUUAAGCAUUGUGUGACUGCUACAGUAACUUCUGUUAAUAAUACUCUUCUUACUGAUGCUGGCAACUCCCACCUGAAUAUUCACAUGUAAUGAUUUAACUCGGGGUAACCAUAGAUACCUCCCUGUGCGUAUGCCUGUAUGUGUGUUUACUGGUCAGCGAAGAUGUGUAGCACUGCUAUACCUCACACAGGGGGGAAAGAGUUGGGAUGCCGUAGCUCACGGUCAGUUAAGUUUCUUUUUAUUAUUACUAUAAUUGGUAUUGAUGGACUCAAGAAAUUGCUGUGAAUCUAACUUUAAUGGUUUCUUUUUGUAUAAAUGUAUUCUUUUUUUGGGUUGCAUAUUGUGUUACUAUAACUAAAAGCCCCAACUGUGCACUUGGACAGAAUCCUGUUAAAUGUAGAAUGAAAUGAAUGAUUUCCUUUUUGUUUUCUUUUACUGUAUCAGUAAAUGUUUUUUGCUUUCAUGUGAUGUAUAGAAUAGACAGUAAAAAGGCCCAUCAGCUCCUCCUGUUUGCUGAGAUCUGCUGUCCACUGGUGACCUGAUGAAAACAACAAAAGGAGCAAUGUGUAGUGAGAGUUUUUUUUUCUUUUUUUAAUUCAUUGCCUAAAAGGUCCACCCAGAGCAGCACAGAUUUGGACAUCCAUUUGACAAAGAUGUGGGGCUAUUUCAGGUUAAACCAUCUAAUAGGUGUGUUUUAAGAUGGAUGAGUUCUCUGUCUGGACUUCAGUAGUAGUACAGACUAAAAAGAAAACAUCCCCAGCACUUCCCACGCUCCAUUUUGGAGUAAGCUAUGAUAAAGCAGGAGGCCAGCAAGAUGAGAUAAGGAUCAGGAAAGUGGUAAGAAAAAAGAAUUAGAGUUAAAUAGGGAAAAGAGAAACUUUGAGUGUGUGUGCGUCUGUGAUUUCAGCGUAUUUACUUAAACAAGGACACAAACACUGUCCUCUUAUUGAUUUUUCUCUUUUUUUCUUGCCAUUGUUGGCUAUGUAGUGACCUUCAUUUAUUCUCUGAUUUUGAUUCACUGUUCUUUUGUUUGCUUUGAUUUUCUUUCUGUUUGAUUUGUUGUGAUGAGUUGUGGGAUUGUGUGUUGCUGAGAUAUUUUAAUACCAACAUAAAAAUGGAAAUUUGCAAAUGUAACCUGGGAAAGCAGAACAUUUAAAGGUUGAAUAAAGGUUUCAUAUGAAUACAGAUAACAGCCAAAGUGGAUUUGAUAUAGUCCCCAAAGUCUUUCUUUAGAAAACAUCAGCUGUCCCUGCAAACUGUAUGGAAGCUUUAACCUGUUUAUUGCUGCCCUGUUAGCCUUUAAGAAAAAAUAAUGGGUGGACAGUUAAAUCAGAUCCUUUUUAUGUUAACCUUUGUUAUUGUAUGUAUGUCAUUGUUAAACAACUUUCUCCUGGUAUGGUCUUUGUCAAACUGCGAGAAAGAUUUAGAGUUUUGUACUAAAGUAAGCUGAAAUGUAACAUUAACUUUUGUAAAAGGAACAAAAUAAAGUUUUUCUUUCUA
Melanotaenia boesemani (Boeseman's rainbowfish) is the source of this 5076-nucleotide messenger RNA. It is a transcript of the gene klhl24a, whose product is annotated as kelch-like family member 24a. The transcript is spliced from 8 exons. The record is from RefSeq and is a predicted model, not a curated record. Gene Ontology annotation, molecular function: protein binding. The coding region runs from base 324 to 2126 and encodes 600 amino acids. Lineage: Eukaryota; Metazoa; Chordata; Actinopteri; Atheriniformes; Melanotaeniidae.